GUAGCGCGUGGGAAUUGCAAUUAAAACGUUUUUCUAACUCCGUUUUCACUUUCUUUGUCCCCAAACACCACCGUUAUAUUCUUUCUUUCUCGUCUUCCUGAAGGCCAUUCCACCUUCCAUUGUCUUCUUUUCACUCAAACCCUCUUCUCUCUCUCUCUCUCUCUCUCUCUCUACUUGAAGAAACCAAUUUUCUCACCUCCCCAUCUUCUCCGACCCCUUUUUUUCUCUCUCUAAAAAUCCUUUGUUUGAAAUUAUAUUUAUCGCAAAAAAAGAAAAAAAGAAAAGCAUGUUUGAUUUUGGGGACGAACUGACAGUUGAAAGCUACAGAGUUCCAUGGCUGAUAUGGAUCCAGGCUUUGGUGAUGUUCCUCCUCAUCAUUCUUUUCUACUGCUUCAGCAUCUUCGAUCUUUCAGACACCGAUAAUCAUACAUCUUCCACAGCUUCCCCAUCAUCUUCAAGUCGGAGGGUUUCCAAUGAUGCUCAUCCACUUUCCAAGCUUAAUACCACCACAAGAUUUGUUUCCAACCGAUUGCAGACUACCCAGGUAGGAGAGAGCCAAAGUAUAAAAGGGGAAAUAUCAGCAGGCACAAGCAGAAGAGUAGUGAGAGGAGGAGGAGGAGGAGGAGGAGGAGGAGGAGAAGAUAAUGUAGACAGGGAAAGUUCUUCUGGAGCUCAUAUACGUUUCCAUCCUUGCUAUUAUUUCAACCUUGCAAAACUUGCUGUUCUAAAAUGUUUGGGGCUUGAUCCAGCCUCUGAAAACUCUUCUACUCCGCAAAGAAGGAAGAGUAAAGAGCAAUGACAUGAAUAUUGGUCUUCACAAAGAUGUGUAAAAAGCUUCCGUUGUAGCUUUGCCUAGGUACUGUUGUGCCUUUGCCUAGGGGGGCAGCCACACUCUGAAAAGCAAAAAGGUUAUGGGCAGGCCCCAAAUAGUCCACUUACCCAUUAUUUUGGGAUUCUAAAGGUCCAUUGAAGUUGGGGUUGUUGUACAUGUUGUGGAGAUAUCACAAUGUCUUACUAGGGGGGCAGCCCAUCAAAAUCCAUAGUCAGUUACCACAAUACCAGGUUGAAAAUUAUUUCCAGGCACCAAUUUGGCAUAUUCAAUUGUAAAGUAAAAUUUUCACCAAAAUUUGUGGAAUACAUGUGCCUGAGUAGUUUUAAGAGUAUUUAUUUUGUGCUUGGAAGUUUUAUUUCUCUUCCAAGUCCACAAUCUUUCA
Molecule: messenger RNA, 1214 nt
Organism: Ziziphus jujuba (common jujube)
Lineage: Eukaryota; Viridiplantae; Streptophyta; Magnoliopsida; Rosales; Rhamnaceae
Exons: 2
Coding region: 287-799 (170 amino acids)
Source: RefSeq, a predicted model, not a curated record